This is a messenger RNA of Platichthys flesus (European flounder), 967 nucleotides long. RefSeq names its product prostaglandin D2 synthase a (gene ptgdsa). The record is from RefSeq and is a predicted model, not a curated record. The coding region runs from base 107 to 664 and encodes 185 amino acids. Gene Ontology annotation, molecular function: small molecule binding. The transcript has 6 exons. Lineage: Eukaryota; Metazoa; Chordata; Actinopteri; Pleuronectiformes; Pleuronectidae.
GCCACUCUGUACCUGUGUGUUGACUGCCUGCAGUUCACUUCGGGCUCCGCUCAGAUCCCCUCUCUCAACCUCUCGGCACCUUGCCUCUUCUCUUCUACCUGCGGCCAUGAGGACCACGGUGCUGGCUGUUGUCAUGGUGACAUGCCUGAUGAUGGUGGUGGACGCUGACGUGAAGCCACAGAGAGACUUCAACCUGCAGAGGUUUGCAGGGAAAUGGUACCGUGUGGGUCUGGCCUAUGACAGUCCAAGUUUUGCCCCUUACAGAGACAGGAUGAAAGCCUCCAUGGGCAUCGUGGCAGCACUGCCCAACGGGAACGUUAACCUCACCAUGUGGGAUUCCAUGCCGUGGGGCUGUCAGAGUAAAACGUACCACUAUGAGAGGACCACUGUUCCUGGACAGUUCAACUACUUCAGCGCACGCCAUAACAUGGUUAAGGACAUCACAGUGGUGGACACAAACUACAAUGAAUACGCUGUGGUUCUCAAACACAAGGUUUAUAACAGAGAGUACACACAGGUGGCCCUUUACGGUCGUUCUCUCAGACUGAGGAUCGAUAUCAUUCAGAAGUUUAAAGGCUUCGCCUCAUCCCGAGGUUUAUCCAGAGAUUCUAUUCUGACCCCACCUCCACCAGAAAACUGCCCACCCUCUGCAUCUGGACGUUAGGUCGGUCUGUUUCUUCUGGAAACCAAAGGCAGUUCAUCUCAGAUUCACGUGUGUGUGUGUGUGUGUAUGUGUUUGUGUGUUUCUGUUUCUGCCUCCAGGUUCCCUUAUAUACCUCAGAUCAAGUAUUUUCUGCUUUAUUCUGAAGUACAUUAAAGCAAAAAUCCUCUGUCUGGCUGCAAACAUGAUGAAUGAUACAUUAAUGAAUCCUCUUCUAAAACCUAUUUUAUGUUACGUUUUACUUCAUUUGUAUUGUUCCGCUGUGAUGACGUAGUUAAAUAAAGAAAUAGAAAAUAGAAAAACUUC